Racocetra fulgida is the source of this 409-nucleotide messenger RNA. NCBI's taxonomy places the organism in Eukaryota, Fungi, Glomeromycota, Glomeromycetes, Diversisporales, Gigasporaceae. The record is from the annotation of a GenBank genome assembly.
GUGGUUCCUAAUUUACCUCCUCAUCGACUUUUAUCUUUGGAUGAAACUGGUUUUUCUUUAAAUAUGGCUCCUCGCUUUGGUUAUGCUCCUAUUGGUCAAAGAGUUCAAGCCUAUAAACCAGAAGUAGUUGAAGGAGCAGUUAAUACUGAAAUAUUUUACAACUUCAUCUCUAAUGUUAAACUUCCUACCGAUGAGAAAUAUUACUUAAUAAUGGAUAAUCUUCGUAUUCAUAAAAAUAAAAAGAUUAGGGAAUUGCUGAAACAGAAAAAUAUUGAACCAAUUUAUAUAGUUCCUUAUUUUCCGCAGUUAAAUCCUACUGAAUGGUUCUUUAAUACUGUUAAGCAAUAUGGCAAAAAAUGGAAACCAAGAAGCGAGGAAGAAUUAAUGUCUGUUCUUGCUGAAAAGAUGG